CAGACAGAGCAGAAUAGAUCUACAAACAGAAUGGCCAGAACCUUCCUACAAGCUCUACUGCUCUAUGGAUUGACUUUGGUCUCUGUGUUGGUUUCUCAGUCUCAGACUAUGAUGGUCCGUACUGGGGAUACCAUCACCUUGCAGUGCUCCAAUGUUACAACGGUUGUGGGACAUACAGCCUGGUUCAAGCAAGUCAACGGAUCAGAGCCUGUGUGUAUCUCGUCUAUGUACGGCUUUAAUUCAACACCCGAUCUCCACAAUGGUUUUCAAAGGAGCCAUUUUGAAAUGUUCAGCAACCACACCACUAUCUUUCUGAAAAUCACAAAAGUGGAAAUAGCUGACUGUGGCCUGUAUUUCUGUGGAUUSYAUCCACAWAGCCACAUGUUCUUUGUCAAUGCAACAGUUCUAAAAAUUAAAGGAGAGUGUAAUGGAACAAUCAAUCCAGUAGGAGAGGGUGAUGACAUAUACCUAGGAGAGGAUGAUGAUGGAACCAUGUACCUCCUUCCCCUGGUUGUGAUCCUGGGUGUUGUGACUGCUGUUCUACUGAUAAUCAUCAUCAUCCUGGUCCUCAAGAUCAGACGAGACUCAAAAACACACAACACAGAUAUCGGGGCUCAACUGCAGCCACAAAAUAGCCAGGAUCCGGAUCAGGACCCAGACUCUCUGAACUACGCAGCACUGAGUUUCCGUCAGAAGAGGUCCAGAAAUAAGAAGACACCUAAAGGUCAAAUGAUGGAGAUGGAGUCGAAUGUUGUUUAUGCUGCCACAAGAUAAUGUCAAAUGUUUUAAUGUUGAUAUCAGUGUAGCACUGAUGAAGAACGAAUAUAAUCUUUAGAAUACUUUUUUCCCUUGUAAUAUAGAAUUUACUGAUUGUUGUUGUGGUGCUCUGUACCCCAAUAGAGCUCGCCAGCUUUWAGUCCUAAAAAACAGAAAUGAGUUAGCCAUGGCUCGUUGGUCAAAGCCUAUGGGGAAAUGAAUGGGGGUUUUGGAGAGUUUUUGGAUAAACAACGACAAUAAGGUCUGAGGUUAACACAGGCUUAGGAGAUCUUAUAUGUUUUGUUCAGUCAGUUAACAUGACCUUUAUGAAUUAUGAAGCCUUUAUGUGCUUUUUUGGUUACAUAAAUGCUUCAAAAUUCUUAAAGUGACGUAARCUAAUGAAGAUGAUCUCACAGAACAAAACRUAUAAGAUUUCCUAAACCUGUGUUAACCACAGACCUUAUUUGCAGCGUUUAUCCCAAAAAACUUACCAAACCCCAUUAAUUUCCCCAUAAACUUUGACCAACGAUCCACGGUGGAGUUAGCCUCCGUUAGUGACUACAAAAAAGACGCCAUUAAUAUUGCUCUCUAUUCCAAGUACUCAAAAAUCCUCUUGAGACAGCAGCUAUGGUUGGGGCUAGUGGUGCUGCUACCGUGUUGGGGUGCUGCCAUGUUGGGUAUCGCUACCGUGUUGUCGUCAUGUUGUGUUGCUACCACGCUGUGUUGUUGUCUUAAGUCUAUCUUUAUGUAGUGUUGUGGUGGMUCU
This is a messenger RNA of Salvelinus sp. IW2-2015, 1522 nucleotides long. RefSeq lists its product as uncharacterized. The record is from RefSeq and is a predicted model, not a curated record. NCBI's taxonomy places the organism in Eukaryota, Metazoa, Chordata, Actinopteri, Salmoniformes, Salmonidae. Gene Ontology annotation, biological process: response to bacterium.